Molecule: messenger RNA, 1683 nt
Organism: Lithohypha guttulata
Lineage: Eukaryota; Fungi; Ascomycota; Eurotiomycetes; Chaetothyriales; Trichomeriaceae
Exons: 2
Coding region: 1-1683 (560 amino acids)
Biological process (GO): L-valine biosynthetic process; butanediol metabolic process
Cellular component (GO): acetolactate synthase complex
Molecular function (GO): flavin adenine dinucleotide binding; magnesium ion binding; acetolactate synthase activity
Source: RefSeq, a predicted model, not a curated record
AUGACUGAAAAGCAAGUCUCCCAUAUCAUUGUCGAAAGCAUUUACAAUGCUGGAGUAAGAGUGGUAUUUGGCAUACCUGGAGCGAAGAUAGAUACCAUCUUCGAUACUUUGUCGGAUCAUCCAGAGAUCAAGCUGAUUGUUUGUCGCCAUGAACAAAAUGCCGCCAUGAUGGCGGCAGCUCAUGGUCGCAUCACAGGCAUACCAGGUGUCUGUAUCGCAACAUCAGGACCUGGUGCCUCAAAUCUAGCGACUGGGCUAGUGACGGCGACGACCGAAGGUGAUCCCGUUGUGGCACUAAUCGGCUCUGUCCCAAGGAACAUGAAUACACAUAGAACCCAUCAGUCAAUGAAAGCACUAGACAUCCUCGGGCCUACAAGCAAGAUCGCCCUAGGUAUUGAUGUGGAGGAUCAAGCAGCUGAGGUCAUUCUCACAGCGUUCAGACAAGCAGCAACUCCUCCGAAAGGCGCCGCUGUCAUCAAUCUGCCACAGGACGUUUCUAAGCUCAAUAGCAAAAUCUUGGCUUUCCCUCCUGAAGCAUAUCCAGCACCUCGAUGGGGUAUUGCUAAUCACGAGCAGUACGGAAAAGUUUUAGACAUGAUUCAAAAAGCUAAAUCACCCGUUCUCUUCUUGGGCGCCAGAUCCUCAGCACCUAUUGUGGUUUCAGCUGUACGGAAUCUUUUGUCCAAGUUCUCCAUCCCGACCAUUGAAACCUUCCAAGCAGCAGGUGCUGUGUCCAAAGAAUUGGUACACUUGUUCUAUGGACGAGUAGGGCUCUUCAGAAACCAAGCAGGAGACAAGCUUCUCGCGUCUUCGGACCUUAUUCUCGCAGUCGGCUUUGACCCCGUUGAGUAUGACGCCUUCAUCUGGAAUCCAUCCGGUGCUCGAAGGAUAGUGCAUAUCGAUUACCAGCCAUCCGACUACGGCGUGUAUUACCACCCUGUGGCCGAGUUGCUUGGCAGUGUGGCAGAAAACAUCAAUUUCCUGGCUGACAACAUGAAGUCUUUGACACAUGAUAUCUCUAACGACUUUCUUGCGGACCUGAAGAAGCAGUACUACGGAUGGCAGUCCUUGCCCACAACUCAAAGAUUCAACUCAAGCGAUCCGGUCCAUCCCCUCACAUUCAUCACCGAGCUUCAGAAACGUCUUUCGAAGGAUACUACCGUUUGUGUCGAUGUUGGUACAGUCUACAUCUACAUGAUGAGAUAUUUCUUCGCCUACGAGCCUCGACGACUUCUCUGCUCGGACGGACAGCAAACGCUUGGUGUCGGUCUUCCGUUCGCCAUUGCAACUUCACUCACACAAGACCCACCGUGUACUCAAAAAGUUAUCAGCAUGUCUGGAGAUGGUGGCUUCAUGUUCAGCAGUAUGGAACUUGUGACUGCUGUACAACAAAAGUGCAACAUCACUCACUUCAUCUGGAACGACAGCAGCUACAACAUGGUCGAAUUUCAGGAAGAGAUGAAGUAUGGAAGGAGCUCAGGUGUGAAGUUAGGUGGUAUCGACUUCAAGACAUUUGCUCAGAGCUUUGGUGCUCGAGGAUAUAGAGUCGAAAGUGCAGAUCAGCUCAGAGGUGUUAUGGAUGAAGCACUGAGCUUUGAAGGGGUCAGUCUUGUUGAUGUGCGGAUUGACUACAGUGAGGCCGGCUCACUGGCGCAGAAUGUGAUUCAGGAUGAAUGGAAUUAG